Messenger RNA from Aureobasidium melanogenum CBS 110374, 6696 nucleotides. Its product is annotated as DUF1744-domain-containing protein. Lineage: Eukaryota; Fungi; Ascomycota; Dothideomycetes; Dothideales; Saccotheciaceae. The record is from RefSeq and is a predicted model, not a curated record. Gene Ontology annotation, cellular component: nucleus; epsilon DNA polymerase complex. Gene Ontology annotation, biological process: nucleotide-excision repair, DNA gap filling; leading strand elongation; base-excision repair, gap-filling. Gene Ontology annotation, molecular function: zinc ion binding; DNA-directed DNA polymerase activity; DNA binding. The transcript is spliced from 2 exons. Bases 1 to 6696 code for a protein of 2231 amino acids.
AUGGCGAGACAGAACGGCCAGACCUUCCGCCGCAUGGGCAAGAAUGGCAACACUUCGUACGGAUCACGGAAGAUGAAGACAGCAGAUCUUGCCACACUACGAGGUUCAGAACAAACGUCACAGAAUGAAAAGCUCGAGGCCACACGGCUGGCUCACAAGAUCGACGAGUCCAUGGGCUUUGAACGCUUCGAGGCCGGCAAGAAAAGAGAGGGCUGGCUUAUAAACAUGCACAGCACCAGCAUUGAGGACAGCAAGAAUCAAGGAGGUCGCGCGGGCGUCGAUUUCUACUUUCUCCAGGACGAUGGAAACACUUUCAAAGCUACUGUUCAGUAUGACCCUUACUUUCUCAUUGCGGUCAAGAGAGGCAAGGAACCCGAAGUCGAAGAGUGGUGCAAAAGGUCCUUUGAGGGUCUAGUGAAGACUGUGCAAAGGAUAGACAAGGAGGAUCUGUCAAUGCCAAACCAUUUACUCGGACACCGACGAAACUUCCUCAAACUCACAUUCGCCAAUGUUGACCACCUACUACAAGUCAGAAGGGGCGUCUCGCCCAUCGCCGAAAAGAACAAGAGCAAGAUGAAUGCCAUGGACACAUACGCCGAGGUUGCAACUGCAAAUGCCGGAAUGGACAUGUUCGACGACGACUUCGAGCAGGCCAACAAGGCCAGCAUUUUCGACGCCAGCGACUUUAUUGUCGACAUCAGAGAAUACGACGUGCCCUACCACGUACGAGUAGCUAUCGACAAGGACAUCCGAAUAGGAAAAUGGUACACUGUCGAGGCGAAACAUGGUCACAUCACCUUGACCUGCAUCGAAGAGAGGCUACAACGUGCGGAUCCCGUCAUUCUGGCUUUCGAUAUCGAGACUUGCAAAGCUCCCCUCAAAUUUCCUGAUGCUGCUGUUGAUCAAAUUAUGAUGAUUUCGUACAUGAUCGAUGGUCAAGGUUUCCUCAUCACAAACCGAGAAAUCGUCUCUGAGGACAUUGCCGAUUUCGAGUAUACCCCCAAGCCAGAAUAUGAAGGACCCUUCUUGAUCUUCAACGAACCGGACGAGAGAGCCUUGCUGGAACGAUUUUUCGACUGCAUCAAGGAAGCACGCCCGACCAUCAUUGUGACAUACAACGGUGACUUUUUCGAUUGGCCAUACGUCGAAGCCAGAGCUAGUAUCCAAGGCAUUGACAUGUACCAAGAAAUCGGCUUCCGCAAGAACAGUGAAGACAUCUACCAGUCAAAUUACUGUGCGCAUAUGGAUGCCUUCGCCUGGGUCAACCGUGACAGUUACUUGCCUCAAGGAAGUAGAGGUCUCAAAGCUGUCACUGUGGCCAAACUCGGCUACGAUCCUGACGAGCUGGAUCCGGAACUCAUGACACCAUACGCCCAGGAACGACCACAGACUCUGGCUGAAUACUCCGUCUCAGACGCCGUUGCGACUUACUACCUCUACAUGAAAUACGUUCAUCCUUUCAUUUUCUCGCUAUGUACGAUCAUUCCGCUCGGACCUGAUGAUGUGUUGCGAAAAGGUACUGGUACGCUUUGUGAGAUGUUGCUCAUGGUCCAGGCCUAUCAGAAGGAGAUUGUCUUACCGAACAAGCAUCAAGCACCGCGAGAAUCUUUCUGGGAAGGCCAUCUUCUCGAGUCGGAAACUUAUGUCGGUGGUCACGUCGAGAGUAUCGAAGCUGGUGUCUUCCGUGCGGAUAUUCCCUGCAACUUUGCUGUUGACCCGGCUGCAAUCGACGAACUGAUCAAGGAGCUUGACAAUGCGCUAAAAUUCAGUAUUACAGUGGAAGAGAAGAAGUCACUAGAUGACAUCGAGAAUUAUGAGGAAGUCAAAGCCCAGAUUCUGGAAAGACUCAAUCAGCUCAAGGAAACGCCCAAUCGCAAGGAAAAGCCUCUGAUUUACCAUUUGGAUGUCGCGUCCAUGUACCCCAACAUCAUGACAACAAACCGUCUGCAACCAGAUUCCAUGAUUCAAGAGGCAGACUGCGCUGCUUGCGACUUCAACAGACCUGGAAAGACUUGCGAUCGAAGGUUACCAUGGUCGUGGAGAGGUGAAUACUUGCCUGCCAAACGUGACGAGUACAACAUGAUUCGUCACGCUUUGGAAAGUGAGAAGUUCCCAGGCAAAAAGGCAAACAGCUUGGCUCGAAGCUUCCAAGACUUGUCUCUGGACGAGCAAUCUGUGCUAGUCAAAAAGCGACUACAAGAUUACAGCAAGAAGAUUUACCACAAGAUCCACGAAGCCAAAACUAUCGAGAAGGAAGCCAUCAUCUGUCAACGAGAGAACCCCUUCUACGUCGACACUGUCAAGGACUUCCGUGACAGAAGAUACGACUUCAAGGGCAAGCAGAAGGUCUGGAAGGGCAAGACUGAAGACUUGAAGAAAGCUGGUGCUUCACAAGCCGAGAUUGAUGACGCCAAGAAGAUGAUCAUUUUGUUCGACUCUCUUCAACUUGCUCACAAAGUCAUUCUGAACAGUUUCUACGGUUAUGUCAUGAGAAAAGGUUCUCGUUGGUAUUCCAUGGAGAUGGCCGGUGUCACCUGUUUGACUGGCGCUCGCAUCAUUCAAAUGGCACGUCAAUUGGUCGAACGCAUUGGAAGACCUCUUGAACUCGACACCGACGGUAUCUGGUGUAUCCUUCCAGCGACCUUCCCUGAGAACUUUGCGUUCAAGCUGAAGAACGGCAAGAAGAUUGCCAUGUCAUAUCCUUGUGUCAUGUUGAAUCAUCGCGUCCACGAUGGUUUCACCAACCACCAGUACCAGGAGCUGGUUGAUCCUCAGACUUUCCGCUACGAGACACACAGUGACAACACUAUCUUCUUCGAAGUCGAUGGUCCAUACAGGGCCAUGAUCUUGCCUACCUCCAAGGAAGAAGACAAGAACUUGAAGAAGCGUUAUGCUGUGUUCAACCACGAUGGCAGUCUUGCCGAACUGAAAGGAUUCGAAGUCAAACGUCGUGGUGAGCUCAAGCUGAUCAAGAUCUUCCAAACACAAAUCUUCAAGUUCUUCCUGGAGGGCACUACGCUAGAAGAGACAUACGGAGCAGUAGCCAAGAUCGCCAACAGAUGGCUGGAUGUUCUGGACUCCCACGGUACGACUCUGGCCGAUGAGGAACUUAUCGAUCUCAUUUGCGAGAACAAGAGCAUGACCAAGACACUUGAGGAGUAUGGCGCACAGAAGUCGACUGCCAUCACCACUGCAAGGCGUCUUGCUGAGUUCUUGGGCGAGCAGAUGGUCAAAGAUAAAGGCUUGAACUGCAAGUACAUUAUCUCGUCAAAGCCCAGAAACUCUCCAGUUACCGAACGUGCCAUCCCGGUCGCCAUAUUCUCAGCUGAAGAAUCAGUCAAGAAGCAUUACCUUAGGAAGUGGAUGAAGGACGAUCCGGGUGACAUGGAUCCUCGUACUGUCAUUGACUGGGCCUACUACCUUGAGCGUUUGGGUUCAGUUAUCCAAAAACUGAUCACAAUCCCUGCUGCUCUGCAAAAGAUUCGCAAUCCUGUUCCUCGUGUCGCUCAUCCUGACUGGCUCGAGCGCAGAAUCAGAAUUAAGGAUGAUGUGUUCAAGCAAAAGAAAAUGACAGAUCUGUUCCAGAAGAAGCCCCUGGAUGCUGCUGACAUCAAUGCUGUCAAUGGAAGAAUCGUCGGAGACCUUGAGGACUUUGGUGCAUCGUCAUUGACUGUGCCGAAGAGAGCCAUGGUGUCGAAAGUCGCCUCUUCUCAGAAGAGAAAGGCUGUGGAAGUCGAAUCUGCUGCACCUGUCAACCCUUACGACAGCCUGCCACCAAAUAUGCCUUCAAUCACCGAAGAUUACGAGGGCUGGCUUCAAUACCAGAAGAAGAAGUGGAAGAUUCAGAAGCAGGCUCGUAAAAGAAGACGUCAACUCUUCGGUGAGAGGAGAGUUGACAACACUGAUGCCAUUGGCAACAUGUUCCGCAACCAGAGUGAGUUGAUGUACAAUUCAACAUGGCAGAUUUUGCAGCUCUGCGAGGGCGAGAGCCCAGGCGAAGUCAAGGCUUUCGUCUUGAUCGACCAAAAGAUACAUCAACUCAAGGUUGUGGUGCCGCGUCAAGUCUUCCUUAAUCUCAAGGGAGAUGAUCUGCCUGACGUUUCUGUUGAUGGCGUGCAAGCUGAGAAAGUGGUCAACUACACUCUGCCGAAUGGUCAUCCUUCAGUGCAUCUUUUCAAACUCAGCAUGCCUGAACAGGUCUACAUCAAGGACGCCGACAAGCUUGCAGCACUCUUCAACCACUCGAGUGUUGAAGGUGUAUACGAGACGCAAGUACCACUGGACAUCAGAGCGGUUCUGGAACUCGGCAGUACUUGUACCUUUGACGAGAAGCAGGCAGGUGUUCUGGGUAGAGGUAUGACUCAUGGAUUCGACCUGUCAGCACUUCACUACGUGCCUCCCAAGCAGCCUUACCUGUCCUCUGCUUCCAUGAGCUAUCUCUAUCUCUACCACGUUAUUGCCGGAGAGCGCCAGAUUUUCGCCUUGUUCUGUUCGUCCAAGAAAGAGGCUCAAAUCGUUGUUCUCAACAGAUCUCGUGCUGAUCAAGGCAUGCCCAAUGUUGAUCGCAUCUAUCAAGAUAUGUUCUCGAAGAAGCUUGAAGAGAGCAACGGCGAGCAAUGGCAAGACGUCUUUGAGUACCAAGAAAGCAUUCACUUCAAGACCGUCAACGUCACCACCAAGAAGAGAGCACUUCAAGAAGUUGGCGAUGCCAUCAAGAAGAUCCAAAAGGAAGAGACUAAUCCUCUGAUGGUCGUCAUCCAAUCUCAACAACCUCGUCUGCUCAGACACGAUCUGCCAAUUUUACAAGAUUUACCCAUGCUGCCUUUGAAGUCUGACGAAGAUGACAAGAGACUACCUCCUCUGGGAUGGCAGUCCUUCGUCGCAAAGAGACUGGUUGGCCACUACCUCGACCUCGGAUCAUGGAUAACACACUUGAUCGAGCUCAGUCGUUACGGCAAUGUUCCCCUUUGCAAUCUCGAAAAAGACGAUCCUCGUUUCCUGAUUGAUAUCUCGUACGCAAGAAGAUUGCAGAAAGAAAAGGUCGUGCUGUGGUGGUCGGCCAAUCCACGUCCAGACCAUGCUGGCUACGAGAAAGAUGAUAUCCUCGCUGCUAUGGAGACUGUGGAUAUGCCUUCUGUCAACAAUCCUGGAACCUACUCUUCGGUGUGCAUUGAUCUUAGUGUUAAGAAUCUUGCCAUCAACACUAUCUUGUGUUCUGCAGUAUUGAACGAUGCUGAAGGCAGCGACUCGAUGGGUCUGUCGGUGCCGCCACCGAAUGAAGAAGGUAUUGAAGAUAUCUCCCACGUCGUAUCUGGCGAAAACACCUUUGCACAAGCUGGCAUUAUGGCUCUGAGGGAGAUGGUCAGAGCUUGGUGGGAGGAAGCGUGUCAUGGUGGUGGCAUGGCAGAUGUCAUGGUCCAACACCUGGUCCGCUGGAUUGAGAAUCCAGGCUCCUUCUUGUACGACAAAUCAUUACACUACUACGUGCAAAUGAUGUCGAGAAAAGCUCUGCAACAACUCAUGUCCGAGUUCAGACGUGUGGGCUCGCAUGUCGUGUACGCAAGUGCGAACAGAUUGCUUUUGCAGACUACAAAGGCGGAAGUCGGCAAUGCCUAUGCCUACAGUCAGUAUAUUCUCAAGACUGUCAACGCCAAGCCAUCCUUCAACUUCUUGGAUCUUAGCAUUACCGAGUAUUGGGACUACCUGAUCUGGUAUGAUGAGUUCAACUAUGGCGGAAAGGGAUGUGCAGAGGUUGUCGAGGCUGAAAAUCAAACACUCAAUACUAUCAUGGAGUGGCAGAUUGGCACAUUCUUGCCUAAAAUCUUGCAACCCAUGUUCAAUGAUUGGGUUGUCGAGUAUAUCGAUCUCAUGCAUGGCCGCAAGAGACCUGAAGGCAUGGGAGCCAAUGGAGCACCACGACCGACACAACUUCCCAUCCACGCAUCUAUCUUUGCUUCUGAGAAAGACGACCAGACCACACCUGGCGAUGUUUUAGCAAAAACCUUCUCCAAGCCUUUGGCUAAACAGAUCAAAGCUCUGAUCAAACGCCAACGCACAGAAGCCAUGCACGAGGAAUUGGCUUCAGAUUGGGCCUUCCCCUCUCUCCCUGGCUCAUCCCAAAAAUUCUCCAAUCCAGUUUUGCAAUUGGUAAAGAGUGUCAUGCAGGUCCUCUCCCUCGACAAAACCAUCACCCUCGAAGCCCGCCUCUUACGCAAAGAAUUACUGCACCUCUUUGAAAUCCGCGAAUUUAGUGCUGAAGGCGCAUUCACCAAUCCCUCCAACAGUCUUGCCAUCAAGCAAUUAAGCUGUCCUGAAUGCUGUUUACCCCGCGAUAUCGAUCUUUGUCGUGACAGCGAUAUCAUUCCCUCUGAUGAAACCGCUGCUGCCAACCGUAUCCUCACCAUCCGUUGCCAUAACUGCGAAGCCCUGUUUGACCGUCUAACCAUUGAAGAGCGCUUGCUUUCUGAAGUGCAGAAAUUGGUGUUGCAGUGGACGACGCAGGAUAUCAAGUGUGGGAGGUGUGGACGGAUUCGCACGAACGAGUUUAUGGAUCAUUGUAGUUGUGCUGGGGAGUGGGUUGUUACGUGUAAGAGGGAGGAGGUUGUGAAGCAGUUGAAGGUGUUUGGAAGUGUGGGAAGUUUCUAUGGUAUGAGGAUGUUGGAGGAUGUUGUUGGGGGUGUGGUUGCUGGUGUGUAA